AAAAAGGGUGCGCCUUUUGAUUUCAUUUCGGACCUAAAAUAAAUAAAUAAAUGAAAAAGAAAACAAAAGAAUUCGCUUUUCUUCGUUUCUCCGCCCCCUCUCAUUAGUUGGGCCAUAAAAGGCGAAGACGGUGGGUUCCCGAUCUAGGGUUUCCAAUUUUAAAUUUCAAUACCCAGGGUUUUUGAAGCAAAGUGAUCUUGAAGUAUUUGGGUGCGAUUUAGGGCUUAUCUCAAAAAUCUCAGCUUCAGCUGGGUUCAAUUCUCGUCUCAGUUGGAGGGCGUCGGAGGAGACUACGUAACCCACACAGAUUUCUGCUCGCCAAUUGACUUCAACAGCCAGCGCGUUCAACAACUGAAGAACUAGGGUUUCUAACCCAGAUCUCAGUUUCAGCUGAGAAUCCGCUGCCAAUCUUCAUCUCAGAUCAAAUCUGAUGCUUAAAUGAGCCUCCGGCAGCGUGCAAAUCGGGCGGGCCCGGGCCCGGGCCCCCGGCCAUGGCCGUGGGCGCCGAAUUUGGCGAUGAUGUCUACAACAUAAUCCCAAUACACAACCUUUUGGCUGAGCACCCGGCGCUCCGAUUCCCUGAAGUUCGAGCUGCCAUGGCCGCCCUCCGCACCGUUGGCGAUCUUCGAAAACCUCCGUUUGUCCGUUGGCAUGAUGGGCUGGAUCUCUUAGAUUGGUUGGGCGCAUUCUUUGGCUUUCAACGCGACAAUGUCAAGAACCAAAGGGAGCAUCUUGUGCUUCUCCUUGCCAAUGCUCAGAUGCGUCUUCAGCCACCCCCUGAUAAUAUUGAUGCCCUUGAACCCUCGGUUGUUCGUCGUCUACGAAGGAAAUUGCUUCACAAUUACACUUCUUGGUGUGCUUAUCUUGGUCGGAAGUCGAAUUUGUGGGUCUCUGAUUCUUCUGCCAUCACUCGCCGUUCUUCCCCUGACCCACGUCGUGAUUUGUUGUAUACUGCUUUGUAUCUUCUUAUUUGGGGUGAAGCUGGUAAUGUGAGGUUUGUUCCGGAAUGUCUUUGCUAUAUUUUUCAUCAUAUGGCUAUGGAUUUGAAUCGUAUUCUUGAGGAUUAUAUUGAUGAUGCUACGGGUCGUCCUGCUCUUCCUGCUAUAUCUGGUGAGAAUGCAUUUCUUACUCGUGUUAUUACGCCGUUGUAUAAAGUGAUUCAGGCUGAGGUUGAGUCUAGUCAUGGUGGUACUGCUUCUCAUACUUCAUGGAGGAAUUAUGAUGAUAUCAAUGAGUAUUUUUGGAGUAGGAAGUGCUUUGAUCGCCUUCGGUGGCCAUUUGACCUAUCGAAGAACUUCUUUGCUGUUCCCCCCACUAAGAAUCGAGUGAAGAAGACUGGGUUUGCUGAGGUGCGAUCCUUUGCGCACCUUUUCAGGAGCUUUGAUCGGCUAUGGAUCAUGCUUAUACUGUAUUUCCAGGCUGCUGCCAUUGUAGCUUGGCAGGGGAAAACUUAUCCUUGGCAAGCACUCCAGAGCCGAGAUGUUCAAGUUAGGACACUGACCAUUUUUAUCACUUGGGCUGGCCUCAGAUUUGUCCAAGCUGUGCUUGAUUUUGGGACUCAGUACAGUCUUAUCCGGAGAGAGACUUCAUGGCUUGCUGUCAGAAUGGUGUUGAAAAUUAUUGUUGCUAUUGGAUGGUCUCUUGCCUUCACUGUCCUUUAUGUCCGAGUCUGGGACCAGAAGAAUCGAGAUCGUCGUUGGUCCUACGCAGCAAACCAGAGAGUGAUCAACUACCUCGAGGCUUGUGGUGUGUUUGUGUUUCCUGAGGUUCUAGCUCUUGUCCUGUUCAUCAUCCCUUGGGUCCGCAAUUUCCUCGAGAAGACUAACUGGAGGAUCCUCUAUGCAAUGACGUGGUGGUUUCAGACUCGGACAUUUGUUGGACGAGGAUUGAGGGAAGGGAUUGUAGAUAAUGUGAAGUAUGCUCUAUUCUGGGUUUUGCUCCUUGCAGUGAAGUUCAUUUUCAGUUACUUCCUUCAGAUAAAACCAAUGGUUGCACCAACCAAGGCCAUAUAUAAUCUUCCCUCUGUUCAUAUCCAGUGGGCUGAGAUCUUCCACCAUACUAAUCGCUUUGCAGUAGUUGUCUUGUGGCUUCCUGUAGUUCUGAUAUAUCUGAUGGACAUUCAGAUCUGGUAUGCGAUUUUUUCUUCCUUUGCUGGAGCUUUGGUGGGUCUGUUCUCCCAUUUGGGUGAGAUUCGGAAUGUCCAGCAGCUGAGGCUGAGGUUCCAGUUCUUUGCCAGUGCAAUGCAAUUUAAUAUAAUGCCUGAGGAGCAGCUGCUUCAGGACCGUGGAACUUUGAAGAGCAAGUUCAAUGAUGCAAUUCUUCGACUUAAGCUUCGUUAUGGGCUUGGGAGGCCAUAUAAGAAGAUUGAGUCCAACCAGGCUGCAGCUCAUCGGUUUGCCUUGAUAUGGAAUGAAAUUAUUGAGACUUUUAGGGAGGAGGAUAUCAUCAGCAACCGUGAAUUUGAGCUUCUCGAGCUUCCUGCUAGUGCUUGGAACAUCCGGGUUAUUCGCUGGCCAUGUUUAUUGCUCUGCAAUGAACUGCUGCUUGCUCUUAGUCAGGCAAAGGAGCUUAUCGCAUCAGAUAGGGGGCACUGGAGAAAGAUAUGCAAAAAUGAAUACAGGCGAUGUGCAGUGAUAGAGGCUUACGACAGUAUCAAGCACCUAUUACUCGAGAUUGUCAGGGAAGGAACUGAGGAGCACUCAAUCAUCACUCAGUUGUUCUCUUCAUUUGAUGAUUCAAUGCGGUUGGGAAAGUUUACUGCUGAGUUUAAGAUGUCUGUCUUACCUAAUAUCCAUGAAAAGCUGAUUACCCUCCUUGACCAACUACUUAAGCCCGAACACGAUUUGAAUAAGGUAGUUAAUGUGCUACAGACCCUUUAUGAUAUUGCUGUCCGAGACUUCCCUACAAAUAAGAAGAGCACAGAUGAACUAAGACAAUUAGGUUUAGCUCCUUUGAGGCUGAAUACCACAGGUCUGCUGUUUGAAAGUGCUGUUGAAUUGCCCACUCGAGACAAUGCAUCCUUCUAUAGGAAUAUAAGGCGGCUCCAUACAAUACUUACUUCGAGGGAUUCAAUGAACAACGUCCCCAAGAAUCUGGAGGCCCGAAGACGUAUUGCUUUCUUUAGUAAUUCCUUGUUCAUGAACAUGCCUCGUGCUCCCCAAGUUGAAAAGAUGAUGUCCUUCAGUGUUCUUACACCGUAUUAUAAUGAAGAAGUUUUGUACAGCAAAGAGCAACUUCGAACAGAGAAUGAAGAUGGCAUAUCGAUUAUAUUCUAUCUUCAAAAGAUUUAUGAUGAUGAAUGGGUAAACUUUCUGGAACGGAUGAAAGAAAAUGGAUAUGCUAGUGAAGAGCAGGUUUGGGACAAGGGGUCAAGGGAGCUUCGGCUUUGGGCCUCCCUCAGGGGUCAGACCCUUGCUCGAACAGUCAGGGGGAUGAUGUACUACUAUAAAGCUCUCAAGAUGCUUGCGUUUCUUGACUCUGCCUCCGAAGUUGACAUACGAGAUGGAUCAAUUGAACUUGCAUCAGUUGGUUCUUCAAGGAUAGAUAUUGAGGUUGAUGGUCUUGGGGACUCUCAGUAUCCAUCAUCACGUAAUUUAAGCCGAGCCAGCAGUAGUGUGAGCACAUUGUUCAAGGGCCAUGAGUAUGGGACUGCUCUGAUGAAAUUUACUUAUGUAGUGGCCUGCCAAAUAUAUGGUGCCCAGAAGGCAAAGAAGGAUCCCCGUGCUGAAGACAUAUUGUAUCUAAUGAAGAACAAUGUAGCACUCCGUGUGGCAUAUGUUGACGAGGUUCACACAGGAAGAGAUGAAGUGGAGUACUAUUCGGUCCUUGUUAAAUAUGAUCAGCAGUUGCAGAAAGAGGUGGAGAUCUACCGGGUCAGGUUGCCUGGACCCUUGAAGCUUGGGGAAGGCAAGCCUGAAAACCAGAACCAUGCCUUAAUAUUUACGAGGGGUGAUGCAGUACAGACCAUAGACAUGAACCAAGACAAUUACUUUGAGGAGGCUCUGAAAAUGCGGAAUCUGUUAGAAGAGUUCAAUCAUUAUUAUGGUUCUCGGAAACCAACAAUAUUAGGAGUAAGGGAACAUGUCUUCACUGGUUCUGUCUCUUCCCUUGCUUGGUUCAUGUCUGCCCAAGAGAUGAGCUUUGUUACUCUUGGACAGCGUGUUCUUGCAAACCCUCUGAAGGUGCGGAUGCAUUAUGGGCAUCCUGAUGUCUUUGAUCGGCUAUGGUUUUUGAGCCGAGGUGGUGUUAGUAAGGCUUCCAGGGUGAUUAACAUCAGUGAAGACAUCUUUGCAGGCUUUAAUUGUACACUGCGUGGAGGCAAUGUGACCCAUCAUGAGUAUAUUCAGGUGGGCAAAGGACGAGAUGUCGGGCUGAAUCAGAUAGCUAUGUUUGAAGCCAAGGUUGCCAGUGGCAAUGGGGAGCAGACUUUAAGCAGGGAUGUCUACAGGUUGGGGCAUAGGUUGGAUUUCUUCCGCAUGCUUUCCUUUUUCUACACUACAGUCGGCUUCUACUUCAGUACUAUGCUUGUUGUCUUGACCGUCUAUGCAUUUGCUUGGGGGCGGCUUUACCUGGCUUUAAGUGGGCUUGAGGCAUCAAUCAAGAAUAGUGCCGACUCCACCAAUAAUGCUGCCCUCGGUACUGUUCUCAACCAGCAGUUCAUUAUCCAGUUAGGUAUUUUCACUGCCUUGCCAAUGAUAGUUGAAAAUUCUCUGGAGCAUGGAUUUCUUCCUGCUGUAUGGGAUUUCUUGACAAUGCAGCUUCAACUAGCAUCGGUCUUCUAUACUUUUUCAAUGGGAACAAAAACACAUUAUUUUGGACGGACAAUCCUUCACGGGGGAGCAAAAUAUAGAGCAACUGGCCGUGGUUUUGUUGUGCAGCACAAGAGCUUUGCUGAAAAUUAUAGACUUUAUGCACGUAGCCAUUUUAUAAAGGCGAUAGAGCUUGGGGUUAUAUUGACUCUUUAUGCAUCAUAUGGUGCCAUAUCCAAGGAUACCUUUGUGUAUAUUGUCAUGACUAUCUCUUGUUGGUUUCUUGUGGUCUCAUGGAUCAUGGCUCCCUUUGCAUUUAAUCCCUCAGCUUUCGACUGGUUGAAAACUGUCUAUGACUUUGAUGACUUUAUGAACUGGAUCUGGUUUCGCGGUGGCAUAUUUGCAAAAGCUGAUGAAAGUUGGGAAACAUGGUGGGAGGAGGAGCAAGCUCAUUUGCGAACUACUAAUUUUUGGGGAAAAUUACUGGAGGUAAUACUAGAUCUACGGUACUUCAUCUUUCAGUAUGGGAUUGUGUAUCGCCUGCAUAUUGUCCAUGGGAGCACAAAAUUUUAUGUUUAUAUCGUUUCAUGGAGCUAUGUGGUUCUUGCCAUUGGGAUUUUUAUGAUAAUAGGCUAUGCUCGGGACAAGUAUUCUGCUAAGGAACAUAUAUACUACAGGACUGUCCAGUCUUUCAUCAUUACUCUUGUGCUAUUGGUGAUAGUUCUUCUGCUGAAGUUCACAAAUUUUCAUAUUAUUGAUAUAUUUACAAGCCUUUUAGCGUUCAUUCCCACUGGUUGGGGCCUAUUAUCCUUGGCCCAAGUUUCCAGACAUGUCAUAAAACGAAAACCCUAUUUGUGGGAUAUUGUUGUUUCUGUGGCUCGGUUAUAUGACCUGCUUUUCGGAAUAAUUGUUAUGGCUCCAGUGGCGCUGCUAUCCUGGUUGCCUGGUUUCCAGUCAAUGCAGACAAGAAUUCUGUUCAAUGAGGCCUUCAGCCGAGGUCUUCAGAUAUCACGAAUCAUUACUGGCAAAAAAUUUAACCAUGAAAUGUAACUUGAGAUAUUAGAGUUUUAAGCUAGAGAGACAGGAGUGCUACCAGAUCUUUUUGUACAGCUAGCAUAUUUGUCUUUUGGAGUAGUGGAUUCUUCACUGGCUUGCUGUCUUCCGCUGGGCUGGACCUUAUCCAUGUCAAACUCUGCUGGCGGCUAUGUAUUUCUUAGGGAGCUUGAUUCCCUGCGUUCUGAUGGGUUGAUAUUUUCAUUAAGUUCGUAGAAUUUGAGAGGUAGUGCAGUUGUGAAUGCCUUAGCACAAUCCUACAAUUUCAUCUCGAUGGAUGCCCUUCAUCAUUUAGUCCCUUUUUGGUUUUAUUGUUUUGUUUAAAUUUUUGUGGAAAAUGCUACUAAACAUCUUUGUAUGUUCCUAGACCCUGCUUUGGUGACAUGUAAAUUGCUGUAUUUUUGUUUCUAACUUCUUCAUGAAAUCCCAAAAUCGCAUGCAUCCUAUUAUGUACUGAAGAAGAUGAGAGAGGAAUUAUCCAGAUAGGCCGGUGUCAAUAGCUCGAUCAGGAACUGUUUCUCUCUCCUAAUCUCUGCCACUUGCACCUUAACGAAGACAGGGGGAUGCUAAUAGCUAACUGGUUUGUUUGCGAAAAAUGUUCCUAAGUUUUCCGAAUGCUCUUGGUUUUAUCUCUGCACUAUUCCAUCCAUGCUCAGGAUGUUGGGAUGACAUUUGAAGUGUCAUGUUGAUCAUAAGCAAAGGGAUAGGCGAAUGUUGGUGUUAAGUAGAACAUUCUCCUUUAAAGCCUCUCGACGAAUCUUGCAUGUUAUGUUAAAUUUUGUUCAACACUAUCUUCUCUCUACUUUCACUGGUUAAUGGCUACAUGUUUGGUUUUGAAUUCUAUAUGAACUUA
Molecule: messenger RNA, 6654 nt
Organism: Asparagus officinalis (garden asparagus)
Lineage: Eukaryota; Viridiplantae; Streptophyta; Magnoliopsida; Asparagales; Asparagaceae
Product: callose synthase 12-like
Exons: 6
Coding region: 492-5798 (1768 amino acids)
Biological process (GO): (1->3)-beta-D-glucan biosynthetic process
Cellular component (GO): 1,3-beta-D-glucan synthase complex; plasma membrane
Molecular function (GO): 1,3-beta-D-glucan synthase activity
Source: RefSeq, a predicted model, not a curated record